AUGGAACCAGAGAAAAAUCCUAUUGGAGAACCCGUCAGAGAAAAACGCGAUAUAUGCAAGGUGAGACAGCGGCUGGUCGCUAGGUCCUGCUCCACCUCAACAGGUGGUCCAGUAACACCUAACACCACUCUGAAAUUGGGGCGAAAUUGUGAGAAACGGGAAAAAGAAACUGGAGAGGAAUUACCACAAGUGAAGGAGUUUUGCAAUCCCCUGAGAGCCAGUGCUGUAGCCAGUGCUGUAGCCAGUGCUGUAGCCAGUGCUGUACCCAGUGCUGAAGCCAGUGCUGUACCCAGUGCUGUAGCCAGUGCUGAAGCCAGUGCUGUAGCCAGUGCUGUAGCCAGUGCUGUACCCAGUGCUGUACCCAGUGCUGUACCCAGUGCUGUAGCCAGUGCUGUAGCCAGUGCUGUAGCCAGUGCUGUAGCCAGUGCUGUAGCCAGUGCUGUACCCAGUGCUGUACCCAGUGCUGUAGCCAGUGCUGUAGCCAGUGCUGAAGCCAGUGCUGUAGCCAGUGCUGUAGCCAGUGCUGUAGCCAGUGCUGUAGCCAGUGCUGUACCCAGUGCUGUACCCAGUGCUGUAGCCAGUGCUGUAGCCAGUGCUGUAGCCAGUGCUGUAGCCAGUGCUGAAGCCAGUGCUGUAGCCAGUGCUGUAGCCAGUGCUGUAGCCAGUGCUGUAGCCAGUGCUGAAGCCAGUGCUGAAGCCAGUGCUGCAGCCAGUGCUGUAGCCAGUGCUGAAGCCAGUGCUGUAGCCAGUGCUGUAGCCAGUGCUGUACCCAGUGCUGAAGCCAGUGCUGUACCCAGUGCUGUACCCAGUGCUGUACCCAGUGCUGUAGCCAGUGCUGUAGCCAGUGCUGUAGCCAGUGCUGUAGCCAGUGCUGUAGCCAGUGCUGUACCCAGUGCUGUACCCAGUGCUGUACCCAGUGCUGUAGCCAGUGCUGUAGCCAGUGCUGAAGCCAGUGCUGUAGCCAGUGCUGUAGCCAGUGCUGUAGCCAGUGCUGUAGCCAGUGCUGUACCCAGUGCUGUACCCAGUGCUGUAGCCAGUGCUGUAGCCAGUGCUGUAGCCAGUGCUGUAGCCAGUGCUGAAGCCAGUGCUGUAGCCAGUGCUGUAGCCAGUGCUGUAGCCAGUGCUGUAGCCAGUGCUGAAGCCAGUGCUGAAGCCAGUGCUGCAGCCAGUGCUGUAGCCAGUGCUGAAGCCAGUGCUGUAGCCAGUGCUGUAGCCAGUGCUGUACCCAGUGCUGAAGCCAGUGCUGAAGCCAGUGCUGAAGCCAGUGCUGUAGCCAGUGCUGUACCCAGUGCUGAAGCCAGUGCUGUAGCCAGUGCUGUAGCCAGUGCUGUAGCCAGUGCUGUAGCCAGUGCUGUAGCCAGUGCUGAAGCCAGUGCUGUACCCAGUGCUGAAGCCAGUGCUGUAGCCAGUGCUGUAGCCAGUGCUGUAGCCAGUGCUGAAGCCAGGGAGGGAUUACCAAUUGAAGACUUGUUCUACGUCCAGGAUGUGCACAGAUCUCCACUGUAG
This is a messenger RNA of Procambarus clarkii (red swamp crayfish), 1506 nucleotides long. RefSeq lists its product as uncharacterized. Lineage: Eukaryota; Metazoa; Arthropoda; Malacostraca; Decapoda; Cambaridae. The record is from RefSeq and is a predicted model, not a curated record.